AUGCCACGAGGAUUCCGAAAAGCUUUGUCCAAGGUCUUCAAAAGAGGGGAGGGGGAUGAGAAGAAGUCGGAAGUCGAACCCAUAAAGUCGAAUGACCCAAGUACCAUUGCAUCUAAUACACAACAAGAUGGGAGCAAUGCCAGAGUGCCCUCUGCUCCAGCUCAAACUUUGAGCCCUGGGACUGGUGGACAGGAGCCAGCACAAGCGCUGGUUUCUAAUCCACCACGAUCAUCGUCUGAAUCAGUUGAGGAUGAAUCAGAUUGCCGGGGAUUAUUCACUCUUAUUGACAAAGGUCGGGAUGAAUCUGACAUUGUUGACAUUGUCGCUAUUCAUGGUCUGAAUGGCCACUACUCCAAAACCUGGUCUACACUAUCGACAAAGGGAGGUAAGAUCAAUUGGCUCAAGGACAUGCUUCCCAACCGCAUCCCGAAUGCACGAAUCAUGUCUUUUGGAUACAAUGCCAAUGUUCAAUUCAGCAAGUCCACAGCAGGCAUAAGUGACUUUGUCGAGGGUCUUCUUUCCGACCUCAUGACAUGCAGGACAAGCCACCAGGAAAAGACACGUCCCAUCAUAUUCAUCUGCCACAGUCUAGGUGGCAUCGUCUUCAAACAAGCAUUGGUGAGAGCUCGAGAACGCGAUAGGUACACCGAUCUUCUCAAGCACAUUCGUGGCGUGGCAUUUUUUGGCACACCUCAUGUUGGGUCAUCGUCAGCAGACUUUGGCAAAGUAGUGGCGUCGAUUCUCAAAGCCUCGACUCUAGGAAUCAGCACAAACACCAAGGUGGUUAAUGAUCUUAAAAAGAACUCGCCAGCACUCUAUGAAAUUACCCAGUCUUUUGUGGAUCGCAGUAAGGCAUUGCACAUUAUCACUUUCUACGAAACAGAGAAAAUGGACUUUCUGAAUGCACAGAUUGUGGCCAAGGAUUCUGCUGUCUUGAAUCUACCAAACGAGAUUCCAGUGCCCCUUGAUGGGAACCAUAGUACUAUAUGCAAGUUCUCAGACUCUGGAGCCGGGAAAAGGAGUUUCAGUCGUGUUUGCUCUCACUUGGAAGAAAUGGUCGUUGGUCUCGUAAGGGACGAAGUAUCCUAUCCUGCCAAUUUAUCACAUGACCAACAGCUCGAAUGUCUUCGCGGCUUCUAUCAUAAGAACUACGAAUCUUAUCGUGACAGAAACCCAGAUCGAGUCGCAGGCACAUGUGAAUGGUUUCUGAGACAUCCCGAAUAUCGCCAGUGGAGGAACAAGGAAGCCUCUAGUCUGCUCUGGGUAUCAGCAGACCCCGGAUGCGGGAAAUCGGUUUUGGCCAAAUUUCUGGUAGAGUUUUUACGAAAAGAGAAAAAGGCUGAAAAAUCACGUCCAGAGUUUGUUUGCCAUUUCUUCUUCAAGGACGACAACGACGAACAACGCAAUUCGCUCUUUGCAAUACGGGCACUACUACAUCAGAUAUUUACUGAUGAUAAGGCUUUGCUUCGUCAUGCAUUUGACGUGUUUGAAAGCAAAGGCCAGGCCAUGUUUGAAGAUUUUGACAGUUUGUGGGAUAUUCUCGCCGCCAUCGCCAAAGACCCGUCGGCCACUAACCUUCUUAUUAUUCUCGAUGCCUUGGAUGAGUGUGAAAAGAACUCACAAAGCCAGCUAUUGAAACGCCUGAACAAGCUGUAUGAACAAAAGAAACUAGACGAGAAGCCAUUCUUCAAGGUUAUUCUUCUUAGUCGCCCAGAGAAUGUUAUCAAAUAUUCUUUCAGGAAUAAUGUCGCCACCGUUCGUCUUCGCGGUGAAGACCAGACAGGAUCCAUUAGUGAGGAUGUGGAGUUAGUCAUCCGCAGUCACAUUGAUGAACUCAGUGAUCAAGGCUUACCACAUGAUCUACUGUCGGGGCUCGAAAGGACUUUAAUCGACAAGGCCGACCGAACCUUUUUAUGGACGACGCUCAUGAUAGACCUCUUGAAAGAAGCUGCAUCAUCCGGAGCAUCGCAAAAGGAACUUGAACAGCUAUUGAGCAACGACGAUAUAUACGCCAUAUAUUCAAAGCUACUCGAGCGGAGUCACGGAUCGAAUGAAGCUCGGAAACUCCUCCAGCUAAUUCUCGCUGCGGCCCGACCGCUGACUCUCGACGAACUCAACGUGGCACUUGCAGUCACUCCACAACAAGUCUCUUUCCAAGAACUAAAGGUCAAUCUCAAAAGUUCUGUUGAAAAUUACCUGAAGAAUACAUGUGGCCAUUUCAUUCGGGUCAUCCGUUCUGAGGUUUUUCUUGUUCACCAAACUGCACGAGAAUUUCUUCUCCGGGAACGUGAAACGAAAACAUCCAAUUCACUUGGUAUCUGGCAUAACCGAUUCUCUCGUGAUGAAUGUCAUGUCACGAUUUUACAAUCUUGCAUUUACUAUCUUUUCCUUCGGAUUGUUGCCAAUGACGCAGAGCUUGAAAGAGAGAAUCUCACUCGAUACGCUUCAUCAUUCUGGUCACAACAUCUAGAUAGUCUCGCCAUCGUUCAAGACGGGCUGGAUAUCUUUGAUGUCAUUGUCCAUAUAGCCAUACACAGUGGUACCAGUCCGUUCCCAGAUGCUCAAUCGUGGUUUCUUGCACACAACCUUAUCAUUCAUUUGGAUAAUUGGCGGUUCUUUUUGGUCUUUGCCAAUAGUACGGUUGACGAAAACGUCAAUCUUCCGCCCAGUACACCUCGUUUUUAUACACGGAGGCUUGAAGAGAAAUUAUCAACUCCAAAACCAAUACACCCUUAUUCUCAACUCCUGGCUAUUUACAACGGAUUGAAUGCGCAUAUUGUCAGCCUACUGGAUGGUCUGGGAGUUAAUGUCAAGUCAACUGAUAACUCCGGGAGAACGCUUUUACACUAUGCAUCUGCUUUUGGAUCCCCGUGGCUGGUAUCAACGCUACUCGAGUAUGGCCUUGAUGCCUCUGCACUAGACAACAAACACAACACACCGUUACUUUCUCUUGCAAUCGGAGACAAAGGGGAAUCAGGCAUUAAGAUGGAAGGGCGACAUCCAUUGCUCUACAGAAGAUCUGAACCCAGUGAUGUCGAAACCAUCUUGGAAAUCCUGCUUUCCCAUGGCGUCGAGGUUGAUGCUAUUGGCGAUGACGGGAAAACUCCAAUGCUUUUGCUUUCUGAACGAGUCUUAAGCAGAGCUGUCAAGAUAUUACGAUUGAGUGGCGCAAAGGUUGACAAGAAGUAUUCUAAUCAAAGAACAGCUCUCAUCUCUGCCGUGGACUGCGCUUCAUCUGAUUUGGUGGAAGAGAUAUUAGAUAAUAACCCUGAUUUGAGCCAAGUCAACGAUCAAGGAGAGACAGUACAAGUCGUCAUGCGUAGGCGGCCAACAUUCAGCUACCACAUUGGGGCCAGAUUAUGUGAUCCAUCGGAAGGCAGUGAAGCGGAUGAAGAUGUUUCAGAAGCUCAUCAAGAGUAUGCUGCGGUUUUUGAGAGUGAUGAGGAUACUGGUGACCAAGAUUCUGAAUUAUUUCAAACUUCGUCAGGUUCCAGUUUGAGAAGGUUGGCGCGACAUACAAGAGGGUCGUGGUAG
Fusarium poae is the source of this 3534-nucleotide messenger RNA. RefSeq lists its product as uncharacterized. The record is from RefSeq and is a predicted model, not a curated record. The transcript has 4 exons. Bases 1 to 3534 code for a protein of 1177 amino acids. Lineage: Eukaryota; Fungi; Ascomycota; Sordariomycetes; Hypocreales; Nectriaceae. Gene Ontology annotation, molecular function: protein binding.